UUUUGUUCUGUAGCAAUUGAUGCGAAAACAUUUUUCACUGGGCCUAAUUGGAAACCAAACUUGUUAUUGGUAAGGUCUUGUGUUUAGCGUCUUUGUUUAUUUAUAUUUUGUUGUAAUUAUUUUGACCGUUAUUGAGUUUUUUCCAUGCGCCCAAGCAUUUCUGGAUGUCUAUUAAGAUGUUUAAAAAAAACUGUGUUAAAAAGUGAUGCUAAUUUAGUUGAAUAAUGGUUCUUAGAGUUUCAAUGAGGCUGUAAAAACUGAAGCCAGAAAACAGAGCAUUCCUAGAGGAUCAUUCAUCGAGUUGAGUGGAUGGGAAAUCACCGGUGUUUUUUUUAGACUUUAUUUACAUUCUGGGCCUAUUGUUUGAAAACAUGGAUAUUAUUUAGAUGACAAUGAAAGAAAAACAUUUCUUCCACUGCAGAGGAAGUCUUUCAGAUAGUCAUCACAGGACAAUGCAACUUUAUUUUCAGUCAUCAAUAAAAAAAAUCGAAUGGAUCAGUUGUAGAAACACCUACCGGAUAAGUGCAAAGCCAGGGACAAAUCCAUAAAAGCUUCGGCUGCAAUUAAUGAGAAUAGACGCACCAAUGGGCGAAACGGCAAGGACACAGUGAAGGACUAUGCUGAGUCCGUUAUGGAGUUACCUAAACUGUUUGCCUUGCUGCUGAUGGUGCUGGAGUGGACCCGACCAGUUCUACUGUCUCCUCUGAGACCCAUCUGUGACCUGAGGGUCCUUGACCACUUCAUCAAGGAGGCACAAGACGCAGAGGUGGCCAUGCGGUCGUGUCGAGAAGGAUGUGGCCUUGCCAUGCCUGUCACCGUUCCCCAAUCGAGGGUAGACUUUGCUGCCUGGGAAACGAAAAAUACCGUGGAGCAGGCUCGGGAGGUGCAGGCGGGCCUGUGGCUGCUGAACCAGGCCAUGGGCUCACUACAGUCCUCGGUCAGCAACGCCGCACUGCGCGGCCACACAGCCAGCGCUCUGAGGAACAUGCUGAGCAUAGGGCAGGUGCUGCGCAGUCUCAGCAUCCAGGGGUUCACCGCUCUGGGCGCGCUACGCGCCGAGGAGACAUGGCGUGUGUCCACCGCCUCCGAGCUGCUCCAGGUCCACGUCAACUUCCUGCGAGGCAAAGUACGCCUCCUGCUGUCCAACGCACCUGCCUGCCACCAAGACGUCAGCUGAUUGGUCUUCCCCACCCAAAGGCUGUGCCUAAGCCAAUUGGAACUUCCCAUGGCAAAGGGGCCGGAUUAGACACUGACCCCUAAGACCCUGUUUGUUGCCUGUGGAGGUGUGGGGACUGGUGUCCUCACAAGAGAAACUGAAGCUGACAAGACAGGUUUGCUCCUGGAGGAACGAGGACAUGUAUAAUCUUGGCAUAUGGACAAGAGGGAAGCACAACCAGCAAUGUGGCCCACGAGAAUGCACUGGCCUUAGCUCUUUGGCACUUUCUAGCACUUUGUGUGUGUGUGUGUGUGUGUGUGUGUGUGUCAGAAUAAGAGAGAAUGAGAGCUCUCUUUGUGUCUGCGAGAAUGUGUGUCACAGUACGAGCGCAAAAGAAUUUAGUUGUAACUUUUUUUUUUUACCCUAACUCUUCAUUGCCUCGCAAAUGGCCUGAGAGUUUUUAUUGACAUGCAUAAAGGCUUAUGACAUGACCUGCCGUGAUCUGCUACUCAGUCUCAGUCAACCAUACACAACUGGGACUCUUCUAGUACUCUGUGCCGAUCAUUGCUCUACGUCUUCAAACAUGUUUUGUAACGCUUUUGUAAAUGACUAUUUAUAGAGAUUUAUAUUUCUACCUGUAAGCCCCAAUUAUUGAGUGUAGUGUUAGAGCAUGUGGACCCUCUUUGUACUAUACAUACUGACUGUAUACCACUACUGAACAAUGUUGUAAACUUUAUUUGUACUCAAUCAUAUCCCAUGGUGCUCCACCGUUGUCCAUCUUUUUAAGUAUUUGUAAUAUGUCUGUCUCUGUGUACAGGUAUUUAGUCAAUUGUCAUCCAGAAGAAGAAAUUGGACAGCCUGAACAGUAAGGCUCAUCUGGGGUGAACUAGAAAGAUAGGUCUCACUAGAGAACGUGAGAACUCAGAAGCUGUUUGGUGAUUAUCUCAGUGCUUGUGUAUGUGAUCGCGUGUCCAUGUAUGGUUCUGGCAAACCAAUGGUCAAAUGGAGGUUGACGCAGAUAGGGGGACUUUCCAGGAACAACACUGAUUGGUUGUUGUGAUGAAUUUCCUGCUUGUCUCGCUUCUUCGUUCACACCACAGCCAAUCAGCCACGUUCCUGGGAACGGUGGGGGUUGCUAACGUUACGGAUCCACGCAGGCCUUCUGUUUUGUUGUUUCCUAUUCAAGACUGUUUGCAUGUCUUUUUUGUGUAUUUUGUGUCCCAAUCUGCCAACAUGCCAUUUGGUAUUUAUUAAUUAUUUAAUUUAAGAUAUAUUUUAGGGCAUUUCUGCUUUGUUGGGACAGGCAGGAAAUAUAGGGAGAGAAAGAGUGUGGAUAUGCAGGAAAUAGCCAGGGUUGGAAUCGAACCCGGGCCUCUGCGGUGAGGCCUUAGCCUACGUGGUACACGCUCUUACCCAGAGUCCCCCCCCCCCCUCUCCCAUUUGGUAUUUAGAGACAAAAUAUUAUUCUUAGAUACAAAAGGA
Molecule: messenger RNA, 2638 nt
Organism: Osmerus eperlanus (European smelt)
Lineage: Eukaryota; Metazoa; Chordata; Actinopteri; Osmeriformes; Osmeridae
Gene: epoa
Product: erythropoietin a
Exons: 5
Coding region: 632-1177 (181 amino acids)
Biological process (GO): nucleate erythrocyte development
Cellular component (GO): extracellular region
Molecular function (GO): cytokine activity; erythropoietin receptor binding; hormone activity
Source: RefSeq, a predicted model, not a curated record